UUUCUAAAUAUGAAGUUUGGAAUGAAGGCAAGAAGAUUUGGGUAUGCAGAGGAUCCUGCGGUUGGGGCUAACCCUGAGCUCGAAGAAGACAAGGAAGGUAGCCCCAUACCGCCAAUUACUCAAAUGAUACAAGCUAGAAGACAUAAAUGAGAAGCACCUUGGAGAAGAACAACUUAAAAUAGGUUAUUUAAAAUUCGAGAACUUAGCUUUUGAUGAUAAAAAUAGUUUUUCUACUGAAGGAAGGAAGAAAAAUUUUAAAUUCUUGUUGAGAACAUUAGCUACUUCUAUUCUCGGGAGAUUUACAAAUUUGAUCGAGCUAGAGGAUGAUUUGGUCAGUGAAUUCUCAGGAAAGUAUCCCAAUAAACAUGCAAAAAUAUCUUGGACAAAUACUCAUAAGCCAAAUAGAGUAAGAGUGGCAGAAGAAGGAAACAGGAUGCUUCUUGAUCUUACUCAAGGUUUAGCUGAGUUUCAAGAAUUUCAGCAUUUAAACCCUUAA
This is a messenger RNA of Moneuplotes crassus, 496 nucleotides long. The record is from the annotation of a GenBank genome assembly. NCBI's taxonomy places the organism in Eukaryota, Ciliophora, Spirotrichea, Euplotida, Euplotidae.